Molecule: messenger RNA, 1417 nt
Organism: Tachysurus vachellii
Lineage: Eukaryota; Metazoa; Chordata; Actinopteri; Siluriformes; Bagridae
Product: acidic mammalian chitinase-like
Exons: 10
Coding region: 32-1201 (389 amino acids)
Biological process (GO): chitin catabolic process; carbohydrate metabolic process
Cellular component (GO): extracellular region
Molecular function (GO): chitinase activity; chitin binding
Source: RefSeq, a predicted model, not a curated record
GAUUGAUAGCCAGUGUGAAACUGCCGCCAUAAUGACAAGACUUAUUCUAUUCAUAGGCACUUGCCUUUUACUUAUUCAUUUUGGUUCAGCCUAUCAGCUUAUAUGCUACUUUACCAACUGGUCCCAGUACAGACCUGAUCCAGUGAAGUUUGUGCCUUCCAAUAUUGAUCCCUUCCUGUGCACACAUCUGAUCUACGCAUUCUCAGUCAUUAACUCUGCAAAUCAGCUCACAACCUACGAGUCGAACGAUAAGACUCUCUACCAGUCAUUCAAUAGCCUGAAACAAAGUAAUCCAAACUUGAAGACACUUUUGGCUGUUGGAGGAUGGGACUUUGGUUCAACUCAAUUCUCUACCAUGGUGUCCACCCAAGGAAACAGGCGUACCUUCAUCCAAUCCUCCAUCAGCUUUCUUAGAAAUUAUGGAUUUGAUGGCCUUGACCUGGACUGGGAGUAUCCUGGAGCCCGUGGCAGUCCUUCAAAAGACAAGGCAAGAUUCACUCUGCUCUGCAAGGAGCUUCGACAGGCCUAUGAGUCCGAGAGCAGUACGACAGGACGUCCCCGGCUUAUGGUCACAGCUGCAGUGGCUGCUGGAAAAUCAACUAUAGAUGGCGCAUAUGAAAUCCCUCUGAUUGCCCAGUACCUGGACUUCAUUAGCGUGAUGACCUAUGACUUUCAUGGGACUUGGGAUAGUGUCACUGGCCACAACAGUCCUCUGUAUCAGUCGUCUCAGGAAACAGGAAAUUCAAUCUACCUUAAUACUAAUUAUUCAAUGACAUACUGGAAGAAUCAGGGGGCUCCAGUGGAGAAACUGAGGAUGGGGUUUGCUACAUAUGGCAGAACCUUUCAGCUGUCAUCUGCAGCGAGUGGCCUGGGAGCGCCAACAAGUGGCCCUGCUUCUGCUGGCACCUACACCAGGGAGGCAGGCUUCUGGUCUUAUUAUGAGGUCUGCAGCUUCCUUCAAGGAACCAGCACACAGUGGAUCCAGGAUCAAAAAGUACCCUAUGCCACGAAAGGGGGUCAGUGGGUUGGCUUUGACAACAAGGAGAGCUUUAACACAAAGGUGACCUACCUAAAAGAUAAUAAUUUUGGAGGGGCCUUUGUGUGGGCUCUUGAUCUGGAUGAUUUUACUGGACAGUUCUGUGGACUAGGAAACUACCCUCUCAUCAAUGAGCUCAAGAAAUUGCUAAACAGUGGUACAUAACUGACUGUUAACUGUUACUCAUAAUAUGAAUCUCUCAGAAUUUAUAUCCUUAUCUGUUCCUCUUUAACCUUUUUUUUUACCUUCUUCAACCCUUAUUUUAUUAAAUCCAUGUUUGAUUUCUCUUUCUUUAAACAAAUAUUAAUGAAAUCAUUUUAAUGUAUUUAACACCAUUACUUUGUUGCAUUGAUCUUUUCUGAGAAGAUUUAAUUAUGAUUG